UGCAGUCCAAAGUCUAUUUGACAGUUUAAAUGAUUGCGCAUGAUGUUUGUUUUCUCUCUGAGACCCAACGAACUGCAGGACUGAUUCAGUUGAAACAUGAAAAGAAAAACACAAACCAUUAUGUUGAAGCUUAUUACAGUUUUAAUGCUCAAUAUUUGGGCCAUACCAGCAGAUGAUAUACUUUCACCAAGCAUCAACAUCCUCGCUGAACUGGAGAAGAUAACAAACAUGGAAAGCAGGAUUAAAUCAAUGGAAAAUGAAAUGGAACAACUAAAAACAAAGAACACAGCACAGGAGCUGGAGCUGAAGGCCUUAAAUGUUCAAAUGAAUGAGAGAAAGAUCAAAAUGGAUGAACUUGUAAGAGAAAAUCAAGCACAAGCAAAGAAACUGGAGGCCUUGGAUGGUACAAUGAAUGACAUACUGACCAAAACGGAUGAAGUAUUAAAGCAAAACUAUGCGUCAAAAGUGGCUUUCUCAACUUCUCUGUUGUCCUCUCAUGGACCUCUCAGCAGUUUACACACAUUGAUUUACAAACACAUAUUUCUCAAUGUUGGAAAUGCCUAUGAUGCAAGCACAGGAAUCUUUACAGCGCCUAUGAGGGGAGUUUACAUGUUCGUAGUCUUUUCAAAGGCGUAUGGAGGUCGAGAUAAAGCUGUCGUCGCGGGCCUGUUUAAAAAUAAUGAGCAUGUGUUUUCUACAUAUUCAAGACAUGAUGGAGGUUUUAUCAGCGCUUCAAAUGGAGUUUCUCUGUUAUUAGAGAAGGAUGAUCGAGUUAAUGUAAAUCUCUAUCCUGGAUAUUACAUUUUUGACAAUGAACACCAUCAUAGCACCUUUAGUGGACACCUGCUUUUCCAAAUGUGAUUAGAUAUUGCACAGAGUUCAGUCACUAAAAAUUAAAUCUGUUAUUUUAUAUCAAGACAAGAUGUUAACAUAUGAAUGUGUUGUUCUUUAAAAAACACAUCCUUUCAUGUUAACUCAUUUUCAUUCAAGUAUUUAUUCAACACAUUAGCAUUGCUUAUUCUGAGGUAAUAGAGUCAACCGUGGGUUUAUUUAACAAUAAAAAAUAUUUUAUGCAUAUCUAAAUAAAUGACUGUACGAACUGCAACUUGUCAAUUGAUUAAAAUAUGAUAACAAAA
Misgurnus anguillicaudatus (oriental weatherfish) is the source of this 1136-nucleotide messenger RNA. The record is from RefSeq and is a predicted model, not a curated record. Lineage: Eukaryota; Metazoa; Chordata; Actinopteri; Cypriniformes; Cobitidae.